Chrysoperla carnea is the source of this 1271-nucleotide messenger RNA. Its product is annotated as EARP-interacting protein homolog. The record is from RefSeq and is a predicted model, not a curated record. The coding region runs from base 76 to 1263 and encodes 395 amino acids. The transcript has 4 exons. Gene Ontology annotation, molecular function: protein binding. NCBI's taxonomy places the organism in Eukaryota, Metazoa, Arthropoda, Insecta, Neuroptera, Chrysopidae. Gene Ontology annotation, biological process: protein ubiquitination.
CCAAUGACGUAAGAGAAAAAUUUUAGAUUUGUCAAACUAGUCAAACAAUCAAAUGUCAGUUUGACAUUCUAAAAAAUGGAUACGGAUAAUUCGAUAAUAUAUGGUCUAGAAUUUCAGGCAAGAGCAUUAUCUGCACAAGUAGCUGAAACAGAAACAUCAAGAUUUUUAAUUGGAACGCAAUCUUUAAAACAAACCAACAAUCAAGUGCAUUUAUUAGAAGUUAACGAAAAUGAUCUUACAUUAAAUACCAAAGUAUAUCAACAUCCUUUUGGUGAAAUUUGGAAAUUAAAUACUAGUCCAUUUGAAACGAAUAUUUUAUCAACAUGUUACAACACGUUAGAUCCAGAAAAUAUGUGUCGCAUGAAAACUAUGUUAUUAAAAAUUCCAGAUGCCACAGAUAAUGUGGACGAACAAGAAACAUUAGUUGUUCUUAAAGAAUUGGAUACAAGUAAUUAUACCGGAGAUGUCAAAACUACUGAAUUCAAUUCAGUUGAUAAAAAUAAGUGUGCCACAGUUGUCGAUAAUCAUAUUUUGUUUUUCGAUAUUGGCGAAAAUGUUGGUACAGAAAUCAGUAAAGUUAGCUUGGAAGGUAAAAGUAAUCCCAAAUAUACUACAGGAAAAUGGUAUCCACAUCAAAAUUCCACUAAUUUUAUUGCUAUUUCUGAAGCGAAUGUACUUUGUUACGACACACGAGUUAAUGAUAAAAGUAUAGCAUGGAAAAUUGAGACAAAUACGUCCAAUCAUUAUUUAUUACGCGACGUUGAUAUUAACGUUAAUGUUCAAGCAUUAAUUGCAACCGCUGGAGACGAUGCAUAUAUUCGACUAUGGGAUGCAAGAAAACCUGUGGAACCAUUAUAUGCAAGUCGUGAUCAUUCUCACUGGGUUUGGUGUGUCCGAUUUAAUACAUUCCACGAUCAACUAUUACUCUCAUCCAGUUCAGAUGCACGUGUGCUACUAAGUAGUGUAUUAGCUUACAGUUCCGAAGCAAACAAUUCCAGUAUAUUAAAUGGAUCCGAUAACGAUGAUUCUGAGAAUACAGAUCCUAAUAGUAAUGAUACUGUCACCGAUAAAAUCAAAAAUGAUACAAGUAAAGAGUUGUUAAAGAAAGAAGGUCCAUUACAGUGGUAUGAACAGCAUGAAGAUAGUGUUUAUUGCGUAGAAUGGUCAACAGCUGAUCCUUGGACAUUUGCUUCGUUAAGUUAUGAUGGCAGAUUAGUUAUUAAUCGUGUACCAAAACAUUAUAAGUAUCAAAUAUUACUUUAAUAAUUUUA